Messenger RNA from Alexandromys fortis (reed vole), 1993 nucleotides. It is a transcript of the gene Gpn2, whose product is annotated as GPN-loop GTPase 2. Gene Ontology annotation, molecular function: GTPase activity. Gene Ontology annotation, cellular component: cytoplasm. The transcript is spliced from 5 exons. The coding region runs from base 128 to 1060 and encodes 310 amino acids. NCBI's taxonomy places the organism in Eukaryota, Metazoa, Chordata, Mammalia, Rodentia, Cricetidae. The record is from RefSeq and is a predicted model, not a curated record.
CUCAGCCAUUUCCGGCAGAGUCCGGAAGUCGGAGCUUUUCCCUUCCUUGCCGGGUAGUUUGCUAGUUUUCUGUGUGAGUCUCCUUGUUUUAGUUCGGGAGGCGCCUGUGGGCUGACCUGCUCCAGCCAUGGCGGGGGCCGCCCCGGCCACGGCCUUCGGGCAGGCGGUGAUCGGGCCCCCGGGCUCGGGGAAGACCACGUACUGCCUGGGCAUGAGUGAGUUCCUGCGCGCGCUCGGCCGGCGCGUGGCCGUGGUGAACCUGGACCCAGCCAACGAAGGGCUGCCCUAUGAGUGUGCCGUGGACGUGGGCGAGCUGGUGGGGCUGGGCGACGUGAUGGACGCGCUGCGCCUGGGCCCCAACGGUGGUCUGCUCUACUGCAUGGAGUACCUGGAAGCCAACCUGGACUGGCUGCGCGCCAAGCUCGAGCCCCUCCGAGGCCACUACUUUCUCUUCGACUGUCCCGGCCAGGUGGAGCUCUGCACGCACCAUGCUGCCCUGCGCAAUAUCUUCUCCCAGAUGGCACAGUGGGACCUCAGGCUGACGGCUGUCCAUCUUGUGGAUUCUCACUACUGCACAGACCCAGGCAAGUUCAUCUCAGUGCUGUGCACCUCCCUGGCCACCAUGCUGCAUGUGGAGCUGCCCCAUGUCAACCUCCUCUCCAAGAUGGACCUUAUCGAACACUAUGGGAAGCUGGCCUUCAACCUGGACUACUACACGGAAGUCCUGGACCUCUCCUACCUGCUUGAGCACCUGGCAUCUGACCCGUUCUUCAGUCACUACCGUCAGCUCAAUGAGAAGCUGGUCCAGCUCGUCGAAGACUACAGCCUGGUCUCCUUUAUCCCUCUGAACAUCCAGGACAAGGACAGCAUCCAGCGAGUCCUACAGGCUGUGGAUAAAGCCAAUGGCUAUUGUUUUGGGGUUCAAGAGCAGCGAAGCCUGGAGGCCAUGAUGUCCGCUGCCAUGGGAGCCGACUUUCAUUUCUCCUCCACUCUGGGCAUCCAGGAGAAGUACUUAGCAUCCUCGGACCAGACGGCAGAGCAGGAAACCAUGCAGCUCUAGCAGCUGGGCCUGGAUGACCGCCCGGUCGCCACCCAAAGCCGUGUCCAGCCUGGUGGAGGAAGAUCCAUCCUGCAAAGGACUUCUGGAUAAAAAGCCAGACAUCACACCCUCAGUGGUGCCCCAAGCUUGGAGACUUACCCCCACGAAAUGCUGCCUGAAAGUUGGGAACUGUCUCUGUUGGGGCUGCAGUGGGGUGUGUUGAGAUGUGAGAUUAUUUCUUACUUUUUGUGGUCUUCAAACUUUUUUUCAAGACUCAGGAACCAGGGGUUUGGAGCAAAACAAAGUAUUGUCUCUGUCCCUGCAAAUAACCCUGCAUCUUUCUUUGUUUUGUUUUCAUUGCAUUUAUUUUGUGUUUGUGCACAUGUCUGUGUGACAGGCAGGCACACCUGUGGAGGUCAGGGGAUAGAUAGGUCGUGUGAGCUGCUUCUCUCCUGAAUUCUGGGAGCUGACCUCAGGUUAUUGAACUUGGUGACAGGUUCCUUUACCUUCUGAGCCAUCGUGGCGGCCCCACUUGUUUCUGCCUCCAGGUCAUGGUUUCACACAGCUCAGCUCCGGCGUGAUUUGGCCGUUCUCCAGGGUUAACUGAGCCUUAAGGUUAGGCAUGCGCAGGUGACUGUUCCUAGCCAGACUUGCUUUAUUUUCCUACAAAUUAUGUAGUUUUGUUCUGUUUGGGGCUAAUAUUUGAAAGAUUAGACGGGUGAUAGAGGUGUUGGGUGUUCAAUCCCAACACUCUGGAGGCAUAGGCAGGUGAAACUCUUGAGUUGGAGGCCAGUCUGCUGUACAAAGCGAGCUCCAGAGGACCAGGGUUCAGUUCCCAGCACCCACAUGGCAGCUCACAACUGUUUGUAACUCCAGUUCCAGAAGAUCCGACCCUCACACAGACACACAUCCAGGCAAAACAGCAAUGUAAAUAAAGUAAAGAUAAAAAAGCCG